This is a messenger RNA of Malassezia vespertilionis, 699 nucleotides long. RefSeq names its product p23 chaperone protein wos2 (gene wos2). Gene Ontology annotation, molecular function: Hsp90 protein binding; protein-folding chaperone binding. Lineage: Eukaryota; Fungi; Basidiomycota; Malasseziomycetes; Malasseziales; Malasseziaceae. Gene Ontology annotation, biological process: chaperone-mediated protein complex assembly; protein folding. Gene Ontology annotation, cellular component: nucleus; cytosol. The transcript has a single exon. The record is from RefSeq and is a predicted model, not a curated record. Bases 1 to 699 code for a protein of 232 amino acids.
AUGUCUGCAACCAAUGCUCCCGAGAUCCUGUGGGCCCAGCGCAGCAGCGCCGAGGAACCUGAAAAGAAUGUGGUGAUGCUUACCAUUAACGUUCCCAACCUGACCGAGGACAGCGUCAAGGUCGACCUGACCGCGUCGCACCUGCACUUUGAGGCGUCUGUGCCUGCGGACAGCGCCAAGGGCAUCGAGGGCAAGCACUACCUUUUUGACGUUGACUUUUUCGAGGAGAUCGAUGUCGCGCAGUCGAAGCAGCAUCUUACCCCCAAAUCGCUGUACAUGCUCUUGCGCAAGCAGCAGAGCAAGGACGAGUACUGGCCGCGCCUGACCAAGGAAAAGGUCCGUCUCCACAAUGUCAAGACCGACUUUAGCAAGUGGGUUGAUGAAGACGAGCAGGAUGGCGAGCAGCCAGAUGAUGUGGGCGGCAUGGGCGGCAUGCCCGACAUGGGCGGCAUGGGCGGCAUGGGCGGCAUGCCUGGCAUGGGCGGCAUGGGUGGCAUGCCCGGCAUGGGCGGUGCUGGUGGCGCCGGCGGCAUGGGCGGCCUCGAUCUCCAACAACUUAUGGCGAGCAUGGGCGGCGGUGCUGACGGUGCCGGCAUGCCGGACAUGAGCGCAUUUGCCGGCGAUGGUGCUGACAUGGAUGCUGGCGAAGAGGAUGGUGAGGAACCUGCCAUCGAGGAGGUAGAAGAGCCGACCAAGUAG